Molecule: messenger RNA, 3001 nt
Organism: Frankliniella occidentalis (western flower thrips)
Lineage: Eukaryota; Metazoa; Arthropoda; Insecta; Thysanoptera; Thripidae
Gene: Cln3
Product: battenin
Exons: 10
Coding region: 138-1529 (463 amino acids)
Biological process (GO): lysosome organization; regulation of intracellular pH
Cellular component (GO): lysosome; membrane
Source: RefSeq, a predicted model, not a curated record
AGGAGAGCACCUGUCUCAGUGUUGUCCUGUUGUUGUUUAGGUACAGGUUGGCGCCCUCUCGGUCAGCCCGCCACUGCCAGCGCACGCUCCCCAAGCCGCAGCCGGAGCCGCAGCCAAGAACCGCGCUCUUCUCCACCAUGACCGGAGAUUUCGGGAACAAGAAGGACGACGGGAAAGGCGAAAAUAGAACAGAGAUCUUCACCAUAUCAGUUACUCAUGGAGACCCCAAGAAGGCGAGAGCGGCGCCCAUCCCCAACUCGGCGUCCAUCCCCAACUCGGCGUCUGUCGCGUCCACCUCGGUGCUUGUCCUCAGCGCCAGUAGCCGCCUGUCCCGGCCGAGCUCGCGCUACCGCAACCUCAUCGCCUACUGGAUCCUCGGGCUGUGCAACAACUAUGGCUACGUCGUCAUGCUCUCGGCCGCCUACGGGAUUCUCCACAAGGAUGAGACCAAAACGGAGAUCGAAGGAAAUCGCCACUGCAACGAGCUUUCGACCGGCGCAGUCCUGCUGGCCGACAUUGUCCCCAGCCUCUUCAUCAAGUUUGUCUCGCCCUUCUUCCCGCUCUUCAUCCACACACGUCUGGCGGCGGUGGUCAUGCUCAACGUGUCCGGCUUCCUGCUAGUGGCGUACGCCGAGCAGCUCUGGGUGGCGCUGUCGGGCGUCGUGUGCAUGUCGCUGGCCUCUGGGCUGGGCGAGGUGUCCCUGCUGGCCUACACCGCCUUCUUCAAGGACAAGGCGGUGAUCACCAUGUGGUCCUCUGGCACCGGCGGUGCCGGCGUGCUCGGCUCCGUCUCGUUCCUCGUCCUGAGCGAGGUGCUGAUGCUGUCCUCUAGGGACACCCUCCUAGUCAUGAACGUGGCCCCUUUCCUGAUGGCCGUGGCGUUCUGGGUGAUACUGGUGCGUCCACGACUCGACUCCUCCGAUGACGAGGAGACCCCCGUCACGGCCCAGAAGGAGAAGGCCGUCAUCGUCAAGGUGCACGACGACGUGCCGACCCAGGCGACCAACGCCUCAUUCUUGGACAAGCUCCGCGACGUGCCCCCGCUACUCAAGUUCAUAGUUCCGCUCACGUUUGUGUACUUCUUCGAGUACUUCAUCAACCAGGGAUUGUUUGAGCUAAUCCACUACAACGACCAGGAGUCGUGGCCACUACAGUACAAAGUAUUCCAGUCAGUCUACCAGGUGGGCGUGUUCUUGUCCCGCUCUUCCGGCAGCUUCUUCCACAUUGAGAAAAUAUGGAUCUUGUCUGUGCUGCAGGGCGUGAACGUGAUUUACUUCAUGACGGAGGCGAUAUACGGAUAUUCCUCCUCGAUGUACGUUGUCGCCGCUCUCGUGUUGUGGGAAGGGCUGCUCGGGGGCGCCGCCUACGUCAACACGUACUUCUGCAUAUCAAAACAGAUCGCACCGGAGAAACGCGAGUUCUCCAUGGCCAUGUCCUCGGUCGGGGACGCCGUCGGCAUCUCGGCGGCGGGCUUCGUCGCCAUGCCGGUCCACAACGCGCUGUGCAGGUUGCCCUCGCCCAUGCUCUAGCGGCGAUUUCAGCACGUCAGGUGUCACUUCAUCCUCGCUGAGGCCGGGCAUCCAUGGCUGCUAAUGUGGCUGUCUUGCCAAAACGGUGGCGCUUCCGCCUCUAGUAUUUUGAGUAAUAGUUACCAUAUCUAUCGCAGUUAGUGAAUUAGGCACUUGGUGUAACUGACCGACGUGGGUUGUAACGAACGUUAGUGUUCGGGUUUUAACAACGACUGUGCUACCCUCUGGGACCAUGUCUCGUAGAGGACCCACUCAGAAACCUGUAUUUGUUAUGAGUUUUCUCAAAUGGUUAGUUCCUGCUGUGUCAGGAAAGCCUUAUUGAGUAUCUAUUUAAGGAAAGGAUGCUGUGAUGAGUUUAUUUAUGUAAGAGGGCCAAUUUCCCAUAGGAAACAGUUGUGCUUCCCACAUUUUCAUUCCACAGAACUUUUCCAGAAGAGGUGCACAAUGCUACAUUGCACAAUACUAUCAUCUCAUUUAUACAGUUUUUAUUUCUGUACAGUAUUCUUCUUCAAUGCGAAGAAAUCAUACGCUUAGAGAGAUUUUAGGUCGGUCUAAUAUGCAUCAUAUUUUAUGAUGUACUUUUAGGUGCUAAUUUUUUAAAUGUUAAAAUGUGCAUUGCGCAAUACAUAAGUGAUAUUAGGAGAUAAUCAACUGAAAAUGAUCAAGUCUUAUGCGAUUGAGUUUUGAGAAAUUUUAAUUAUUUUAAUUCAUGACGUAAGAAAUUUUGUAUGUUAUUUCAUCAGCACUUAUCCAGUUCCUGGACUGAAAAAGUGCGUAAUUCUAAGUCAGUCACGCGAGAGAUACCUGAUCAAACUGCGAUAUUGUACAUUAUUUAUUUAUAUUCAAGUAUUUUAAGUGUAGUACAAGUAGUACAAAAUAAGUAUAUUUCUUGUCCAAGUGUAGUUUUUCUAAACAAAUUCUAUUUCUGAACUGGCUUUGAUUCUUCCUUUUGUACAUAUUAUUUAUACUUGUAUUUAAUAGCCUCCAUACUUCCAUCAAUCUUUCCCUCCCACCGUGUUUUUAACCAAGUAGGAAGAAGGGCGUCGUAACGUAACGUAACUUGUGAGAAAAAGCGCAAAUCCAGAAAAUUAAAUUGGAAUUUUCAAAGCUUUUUUGGAAACUUUCCCUUCUUGUUCUUCGAAGAACAGAUCUCUAAAACUCUGCCAGAGAGAUGAAAAUGCUUCAAUGACGCUUGAAAUUUGCAUUUUUAAUUUCCUUUAUGUUCUUUUUUUCGUUAUGCGUUAAGUUACGUUACGACGCCAUGGUAGAAAGUCAGUGUUUUCUUUUAUCAUUCUUACUUGUUGUGUGAUGUUAUGCCCAUAUCAUCCUAAUUACUAGAUGCAGUAAUAACUAUAAAUUUUUUAUACUUCAAAAUUUUGAUAACGGUUAGCAAAGUUUAGUUAGAAUGCAUUCCUUGUUUAUUUGUAUUCAUCAGCAAUAAAAUGUUGAAUAAAUAUUUUUUUUAACGUUAA